UCUGUGUUUGUUUGUGUGUGUGUGGGAAAAAACUCGCACGUUUCUUUCCUCUUUUCAUAGUAAUAUCACGAACUGUUUGUUUUUAUAUUCGAACCGUGAAGCUGAAACCACGUUCGGUUUUAUAUUCGACUCGUAAAUCUGAUUGUUUUUUUUCGAAAGGAGAAAACUCGUUUUGAAAGGAGACGAAAAUCCGCCUUUUUUUUCCCUCCUCAGACGACGUGGAUUUUUUUUUUACUCCGUUCUUCGUCUCGGUCGGAUUCUCACGGCUUUGGGACUAAUUUCGUGAUCUUCUUCUGCCUUUACACGGAUAUUUACGAUGCUGCUCUCUAAACUGAACACGUUCGCGCACAUUUCGGCCGUCGACAUGCCUGCGAAGAUACAGCUCCAAGUGCAUCAAGUGAAGGAAAAGGAGCCGUUUGAGAAGGUUUAUCAGGUCGGUUCGGUGCUGGGAAGCGGUGGGUUCGGUACAGUGUACACCGGCCUGCGGAUAGCCGACGGAGCACCGGUUGCUAUCAAGCAUGUGGCUAAGGAGCGCGUGACCGAAUGGGGAGAAUUGCCCAACGGCGCGCGCGUGCCCAUGGAGAUCGUCCUGCUGAAGAAAGUAGGCACCGGUUUUCGCGGUGUGAUCAAAAUGCUGGACUGGUACGAGCGCCCGGAUGCCUUUAUCAUCGUUAUGGAGAGACCGGAAGCCGUGAAGGACCUUUUCGACUUCAUCACGGAGAAGGGCGCGAUGCCGGAGGAGCUCGCGCGCGGGUUCUUUCGCCAGGUGCUCGAGGCGGUUCGUCAUUGCCACGCGAGCGGCGUCGUGCACCGCGACAUCAAGGACGAGAACAUCCUCAUCGACCUGCGCACCGGAGAGCUCAAGCUCAUCGACUUCGGCUCGGGGGCGCUACUCAAGGACACCGUGUACACCGAUUUCGACGGUACACGUGUGUACAGCCCUCCAGAGUGGAUCAAAUACCACCGGUACCACGGCAGGUCAGCAACUGUUUGGUCUCUGGGGAUUCUGCUGUACGACAUGGUGUGUGGCGACAUCCCUUUUGAGCAGGAUGAAGAAAUCGUGCGGGGUCAAGUGCUCUUCAGGCGAAGGAUCUCGACAGAAUGCCAGCAGCUCAUCAAAUGGUGUCUGUCUCUGCGUCCCGCCGAUCGCCCAUCUUUCGAGGACAUAAUCAACCACUCCUGGAUGCAGAACACACCGGCGCCACCUACAGACGCCACAGAGAUCCGGUUGCACAGUUUGAGCCAUGAGGCGGUCACCGUAUGCAAGUGAUUCACUACAUAGAGACUCGACACUACGUCAGCUGGCUAAUAGCCGACGGCCGCCCUCCGAGCUGAGCAGCGCAGGAAACAAACAUUUCAAAGUGUGAAAUGCUUGUUUUUCACUUGGUUAACACAAAUGGCAGCUGUCUACGGGUGAGCCCAGGAGGUCUGGGAUGUCCGACACCACCUCGCUCCCGAUUUCGGUCAAAAGCAGAGUCCGGCCCAGGAAGUGAUGUCCGCCGCGUUGAGACGUGACCUGUGCAAACUUGAAGCGGUUCAAGCGAUGCCGAAGAGUUAAAGGCAUGCCUGUGAAUGGACUGAGAAACCUCCACUGUGGAGGAAGCAAGCUUUCAUUUAGUGCCUUCUGUGUGUGUCAGAAAUAAAUACUUGAAUUAAGUAAUAGCCACUGUACCACUGCUCCUUAUCCAGAUGUCACAAUUUUCUUGCUUCCAUCUCAUCUGCACUAUGCAGAGAGUAACCAAAACAACCUCAGAUAACCUGUGCAGAAUGACCGUCCGACACCUCUCUCUCUCUCUCUCUCUCUCUCUCUCUCUCAUAUCCUGAGAAACUUAACACAACUACCACUUGUCGAUACAGAAGCACACAGCAAUGCAACUACGACGUGAGAUAACUACAAACAUUUGUCAAUAUUGUAAAUAUGUAAUUGUCUUAUGACUCUAAAUUCCAAGACAAGGCCUGUAAGUAAUAUUUAUUUCAGUGUUUUUCUUGAAAGCAAGAUCUAAGUGGAAUUAUUUAUUUAUUUAUAGCAGAACGAUUUUUUUUGUUCGACGUUUGUCAUUCCACACUGAAGGGUCCACAGCCUAUUUAAAACUAUUUUUAACAUAUUUAAGAGCUGUUUUGAGCAGAUGUGUACAUACAUGUAAAUAUUCUUUACAAGCACUUCCAUUGUCUGACACAAGGAGUACUGAAAUGUCUACUGAGUUUUUUUUUUUUUUUUUUUAACUUAAUUGUCUGCUGUGCAUUGUUAGAGGAAUGUCAUUGUGUAUGUCGCACAAACGUCUACAUGUUUGGAGUUUCACCUCUAGCAUGACUGCAGCUUGUAUUUUUAUUUGAUUUAAUUUGAUUGUAUAUUGUUUAGGGAGUUAUUUUUUUACACAAGUUUCAAUAAAUAUUUUUUUAAGUGCUGAA
Messenger RNA from Tachysurus vachellii, 2409 nucleotides. It is a transcript of the gene pim1, whose product is annotated as Pim-1 proto-oncogene, serine/threonine kinase. Gene Ontology annotation, molecular function: protein serine/threonine kinase activity; ATP binding. The record is from RefSeq and is a predicted model, not a curated record. Gene Ontology annotation, cellular component: cytoplasm. Gene Ontology annotation, biological process: negative regulation of apoptotic process; protein autophosphorylation. NCBI's taxonomy places the organism in Eukaryota, Metazoa, Chordata, Actinopteri, Siluriformes, Bagridae. The coding region runs from base 317 to 1270 and encodes 317 amino acids. The transcript is spliced from 6 exons.